CGUUAAAUAGCACUAAACCCCGCCCACAGCAUUCGUCCAGUUCAUUCGGGGUUCACACGGUCACACUCAUAUCCACUGUCAGUGUUUAAAAAAGUGAAUGAAAAAAAACUCCCAGAACCAGGAUGUUGUCUUUGGCCACAUCAGGCCAAACGGGAGCCCGCCAAUUUGUGACUGCGGCUCGAGGGAGAUUUAUGAGGGAUGGCAGGUGCUCGUUUACCCGUUUGCCAGAAUUUUCCCCUAUGACCAGACAUAUGGGCCGGUGCUUUUCCAGAUCCUCCUUUAACCACGACAGAUGCUUCAGUGCAACAGCUGCUAGAAGGAGCACUUCAUCACCUUCAGCCAAUCAGAAAACACCGUCCUACAGUUACGUCGUUGUCGGGGCAGGAUCAGCGGGCUGCGUCCUUGCCAACCGUCUCAGUGAGGAUGCCCAUGAGUCUGUGCUGCUUCUGGAGGCUGGGCCUAAGGACAUGUUGCUAGGCAACGUACAACUCUCAUGGAAGAUCCACAUGCCGGCUGCGUUGACCUACAACCUCUGUGAUGACAAGUAUAACUGGUACUACCACACUUUGGCCCAGGCACACAUGGACAACCGGGUGAUGUACUGGCCGAGGGGCCGCGUCUGGGGCGGGUCCUCUUCUCUCAACGCCAUGGUGUACAUCCGCGGACACGCUGAAGACUACAACCGCUGGCAGAGGGAGGGGGCCGAGGGCUGGGAUUACGAACACUGUCUGCCUUACUUUAGGAAAGCUCAGUGUCAUGAGCUGGGAGAAAACAGGUACCGGGGGGACAGUGGACCUCUUCAUGUGUCCAGAGGGAAGACCAACCAUCCCCUUCACCAAGCUUUUAUUGAGGCGGGGCAACAGGCAGGAUACCCCUUCACGGAUGACAUGAACGGACACCAACAGGAGGGCUUGGGCUGGAUGGACAUGACCAUUUAUAAAGGAAAGAGGUGGAGCACAGCCAGCGCCUACCUGAGACCUGUCCUGGGUCGACCCAACCUGAAGACGGAGGUGCGCUGCUUGACCACCAAGAUCCUGUUUGAUGGCAACCGUGCCGUUGGUGUAGAGUACACACAGAAAGGACAAAAGAAAAGGGUGUUUGCCGAUAAAGAGGUGAUAUUAAGCGGAGGAGCCAUUAACUCCCCUCAGCUUCUCAUGCUGUCUGGGGUGGGAAACGCUGAUGACCUGAAACAACUCGGUAUCGCUGCAGUUCAGCACUUACCAGGUGUUGGCAGUAACCUGCAGGAUCAUUUGGAGUUAUACAUCCAGCAGCAGUGCACUCAGCCCAUCACCCUGUACAAGGCCCAGAAACCUUUCCGCAUGGUUAAGAUAGGCCUGGAGUGGCUCAGUCAGUUCACUGGUUAUGGAGCAACAGCCCACUUGGAGAGCGGAGGGUUCAUCCGCAGUCGACCACAUGUCGCACACCCCGACAUCCAGUUUCACUUCCUGCCCUCACAGGUCAUCGACCACGGUCGAGUUGCCUCCCAGAUAGAGGCGUAUCAGGUUCAUGUUGGACCAAUGAGGAGCACCAGUAUCGGCUGGAUGAAGCUGAAGAGCGCCAGCCCUUUGGAUCACCCGAUCCUCCAGCCGAACUAUCUCUCCAGCGAUGUUGAUGUGUGUGAGUUCAGGGAGUGUGUCAAACUCUCCAGAGAGAUUUUUACCCAGAAGGCCUUCGACCCGUUCCGUGGUCCCGAAGUCCAGCCUGGUCCUCAGGUCCAAUCCGACGCCGACAUUGACGCUUUUGUCCGCCGAAAAGCUGACAGCGCUUACCACCCGUCCUGCACCUGCAAGAUGGGCUCGCCAUCCGACCCGGCGGCGGUCGUCGACUCCAGUGUGCGCGUUCUGGGGCUCGAGCGGCUGCGAGUGGUCGACGCCUCCAUCAUGCCCAGCAUCGUCAGCGGCAACCUGAACGCUCCGACCAUCAUGAUGGCAGAGAAGGCCGCCGACAUCAUCAGAGGUCACGCUCCUCUCGUUGACCCAGGGGUUCCCGUGUACCAACCUCCGACACUCGCCACGCAGCGAUGAGCAGAGGAACCGAGUAACGGGUGAACGGUUCACAGCGCAAUGAUCGGCGUAUUCUGUGUUCUGUGAUCAAUAUCAGUUUUAGAUGUGUAGUCACAGGCUAACAACAAUUAUGAAGGGCUUUUUCAAUUCAAAGCCAUAAUGUUGUGAUAAUUUUAGCAGUUUACAUGUGAAAUUCUGUUUGAAUUUAGACAUAAAGUCCUGGUGCUCCAGGAUGGCAUGACGUGGUUACUGGGAAAUAUGCUGAGCAAUUGCAACCGCAUUGUGAACAGAAUGGAAAAGUGCUUCUCUGGAAGUUUGACAAACUUACUCGUGUAGAUUCCCCUCACGUCACCUCAUUUUAUCAGCAGAAGCAAUUCCAGUUAGAUGAAGCUAACAUGGAAAAGGUAUUGGGCAACAGCAGACUGGACAGGAGUAUUGCAUUAUUAGCUCACAGGCUUUAGUUGCCUUUUGGUUCAGGAUGCUGAACGGUGCUGUCAAUUUCACUCGUGUUUAUACAUUUGUUCUUAAUGUAUCGUGGAUGCUUUUGAAGAGUAUUGUUUAUAACUGAUCAGAUUAUACCACCUGUGCCUGUAAAGUCAUCAUUGUUAUUAUUGUUAUUAUUAUGCUGGUUCAGUCCAGCCAGGAAUGAUACACGUUGGUGUUAAGUACAUUUUAGAAACAGCCUCACUGAACAGUCUUUGAUUUAAAUGAAAUGAACAUGUUUUUAUUAUCAACACUAAUAUGGGCAAGUGCUAGAAUUAAUUCAAGUUGUGUCUUACUAAGCUUUGCACUACUCUAUUAAGUAUUUUCAUUAGUGACAAUUAUUGUUUACAUUUUAUGCAGUGUUGUGCUAUAUUACAUGAGUGUUUAAAUCGUUUGUGUCCUAAUGAAGGAGUAACACUUUGAUUGUAAAGGGGAAAUUACUGUGAAAGUUCUUACAGCCUUUCUGUCUUCUAUUUUCCUCGUGUUAGCUGUAAACAAACACGUGUGAGUUGUAAACAAAUGCGAGAAGCUGUGCUGACCUUGUCCUUGUGACUUUAUUCAGUGAUCCUUACAAAAAUUCUCAGCAGGUUCAUUGUCAAGAAUUAAAAUGUACAAAACAGGCUUUUUGUUUUCCAUUGGUACAAAAUCUAUAAGGUACUAAUACUUGUGCUACAGGGUAGAUAGAGUUAUAUUUGUUUGAUUUCCAUAUAACAAAUGGAUAGAAAGCAGAAGUCAUCACUUUUUAUAAACACUAUGCAGAUUGUAUACAUUGUUGUCAUUUCAUAGACGUCUGUUAAGCAGUGGACCAGUACAAAAAAAUAAAGCCGUCAGUUGUUUUUGUCACUGCUUCUUUUGAUAAAAGUCUAAAUGUUGAUGCGUUUUGAUACUUGUACUGUGAAUAAGCAGCGUAUGAAUAUUUGUACUGGUGUUGCUGGCUGUCAGUUAUUCUCUGUUUGAUUGUAUUGACUCAAAAUGAACUGGACUAUACAAAGUCA
Molecule: messenger RNA, 3481 nt
Organism: Cyclopterus lumpus (lumpfish)
Lineage: Eukaryota; Metazoa; Chordata; Actinopteri; Perciformes; Cyclopteridae
Gene: chdh
Product: choline dehydrogenase
Exons: 10
Coding region: 123-2024 (633 amino acids)
Cellular component (GO): mitochondrial inner membrane
Molecular function (GO): choline dehydrogenase activity; flavin adenine dinucleotide binding
Source: RefSeq, a predicted model, not a curated record